AUGGCGAUUCCUACCUUGACAUUUUCCGAGGAUAAUGUCGAGACGACCUUUGCAACAAACCACAUCGGCCAUUUCCUUUUCACGAAUCUUAUCAUGCCAAAGGUUAUCAAGGCUUCUGAAAUCUCCAAAACACCCACCAGGGUCAUCAAUGUCUCUUCUUAUGGGCAUCAAUUUUCUCCCGUCCGGUUCUCGGAUAUCAACUUCAGCAAGCUGGCGUCUGAGCUCCCCGAACAGGAACGUCCCGAUAUUGACAAGGCCAAGUACCUGACGGGCAACGAUUGGUCCAACGAGGCGUACGCCAGCUUCUCCUCUUACGGGCAAUCCAAGACUGCCAACAUCCUCUUCUCAGUUUCCUUGAACCAGAAGCUUGGAGAGAAAUACGGCAUCGCUUCCUAUGCCGUCCAUCCUGGUGCGGUCGACACCAAUAUCAACCGACACGCCGACCCACGGGAGAUCGAAACCGCCUUGGCAAGAGUCAAAGAACUUGGCUUCGAUUCUUCGUCCAAGACGCCCGACCAGGGUGCCAAUUCCACGGUUCUUGCUGCCGUCGACCCGGGCCUACCACCGGUCGACACCGGCGUUGUUGAUGUCACUGGCGUGUACUUGUCCGACUGCAAGCUGGACAACGAUUCAUGUGCCACAUUUGCGAGGAACAGGGCCCUGGCGGAGAGGCUCUGGGCGCUGAGUGAAGAACUUGUGAACCAGAGGUUUGAAUUCUAG
This is a messenger RNA of Diaporthe citri, 720 nucleotides long. RefSeq lists its product as uncharacterized. The record is from RefSeq and is a predicted model, not a curated record. The coding region runs from base 1 to 720 and encodes 239 amino acids. Lineage: Eukaryota; Fungi; Ascomycota; Sordariomycetes; Diaporthales; Diaporthaceae. The transcript has a single exon.